Lethenteron reissneri (Far Eastern brook lamprey) is the source of this 2445-nucleotide messenger RNA. It is a transcript of the gene ALDH8A1, whose product is annotated as aldehyde dehydrogenase 8 family member A1. Lineage: Eukaryota; Metazoa; Chordata; Hyperoartia; Petromyzontiformes; Petromyzontidae. Gene Ontology annotation, biological process: retinoic acid metabolic process. The record is from RefSeq and is a predicted model, not a curated record. Gene Ontology annotation, molecular function: retinal dehydrogenase (NAD+) activity.
GCACGUGUUGGGCACGACCGUGGGCAUUUAAACUCUCGGCUGAGGCUGCGCGUUUCAAGUUGCUCGGGACUCCCCAUUUGAACAACAACGGCAAUUGUAAUAGGCCAACAACAGCACGCUACUUUGUGCACAGAUGGCGUGCAGCGGCGUCCUGCUGGUGCUGGAGAACUACAUCAAUGGCGAGUUCGUGGCCAGCGAGACGCACGUGGACUCGUUUGAACCAUCAUCCGGCAUGGUGUACUGCCGAGUCCCCGACAGCGGCGAAGCCGAGGUGAACGCCGCGGUGGAAGCGGCGAAGCGCGCCUUCCCGGCGUGGGCUGCCACGAGUCCCCUGGAGCGCGGCAGGAUCCUCACCAGGCUCGCCGAGCUCAUCGAGUCCCGGCUGGAGGAGCUGGCAAGAGCAGAGUCCCACGACCAGGGAAAAACACUGGAACACGCAAGAACAGUGGACAUCCCGCGCGCCGCGUACAACUUCAGGUUCUUCGCGUCCGCCGUGCAGCACUACACCAAUGAGUGCACGCAGGCUGACCACAUGGGCUGCAUGCACUACACGGUGCGCAGUCCCGUUGGAGUAGUUGGGCUGAUCAGCCCGUGGAACCUGCCGUUGUACCUGCUCACGUGGAAAAUCGCUCCAGCCAUAGCCCUGGGAAACACGGUGGUUGCCAAGCCCAGCGAGUUGACCUCUGUGACCGCAUGGAUGUUCUGCAUGCUGCUCAAGGAGGCUGGCGUGCCAGCCGGCGUGGUGAACCUGGUCCUGGGUACGGGCAAGAAGGCAGGCGCCGCCCUCGUGAGCCACCCCGACGUCCCAGCGAUCUCCUUCACGGGCAGCACGGCCACGGCGUGUGACAUCACCGUGCGCAGCGCCCCUCACUGCAAGCGCCUCUCCCUGGAGCUUGGCGGGAAGAACCCCGCCAUCAUCUUCGCAGAUGCCGACCUCGAUGCCUGCGUGGCGACCACCGUCCGAUCCAGCUUCGCAAACCAGGGAGAGAUCUGCCUGUGCACAAGUCGUAUCUACGUGCAGAGGCCCAUUUUCAAGCAGUUCCUGAAAAAGUUUGUCGAAGCAUCCCGUGCAUGGAAGGUGGGACCUCAGAAUGACCCCACCUCCAACAUGGGACCCCUCAUCAGCAAGGAGCACCUCGCAAAGGUGCGUGGAUACGUGGAGCAGGCGGAGCGGGAUGGCGGCUGCGUGCUGUGUGGCGAGGGAGUGGACCCCCUGCUGCUGCCCCCGCAGUGCCAGGGCGGCUACUUCCUGGCGCCCACGGUCAUCACGGGCGUGCCGGACGACUCAGCCGCCAUGCAGGAGGAAAUCUUCGGACCGGUCGUGUGCGUGUCGCCCUUCGAGGACGAGGACGAGGCGGUGGCCCGCAGCAACUGCGUGCGCUACGGGCUGGCGGCGGUGGUGUGGUCCAGGGACGUGGCGCGAGUGCAUCGCGUGGCCAAGCGUCUGCAGGCUGGCAUCGUGUGGACCAACUGCUGGCUCAUCCGCGAGCUCAACCUGCCCUUCGGGGGGAUGAAGGCGUCGGGCAUCGGGCGUGAGGGGGCCAAGGACUCGUUCGAGUUCUUCACCGAGGUCAAGACGAUCACCGUCAAGUACUGAUCACGCGUGAUCUGUGUACCACCUGACCAAGCCAAUCGGCGUGCUACAUUAAAUUAAAAUCCUUCAUUCCUUUUAUGCCUGGUUAGCUAUUGGUGGUCAUUCAAUGAUUAAUUAUAAGUGUGCAGUAUAUUGGGACUAACUUGCAGGUGGGACUGAAUGUUGCCUAAUGAUAUUUGUGUUCUCUUGAUGAAAACAAUCAGCUGAUGCUAAUUGUCUGUGCCUCUUGUAUUAUGUGUAUGAUAAAUUGCCGACUUAAUCAAAUGUAUCCUUGCAGAGUUUUCUUGCAUUGUUUAGCUAUUCAUUGCCAUUGUCUUUUUAGAAGUGAGCAAUGUAUUUUACUCUAACUUGCAGAUGGAAGCGGAUUUUUGGUAUGAAAAAUGAUGUCUGCUAAAAUUGUUAGAGCUUAUGUUUAAUGCUGUGAUUGUCAGAUUCUCAUCUAUUAUGAACACUGCCUUAUAUUACACUUUUUCUUAUAUUGAUUCAGUAACUAAUAAUGUGCACUUUUAUAUUGGUGGAUCCAAUUGGCUUGUGAUAACGGUAGGUGAGAAAUGCUGAUUUAAUGUGCUUUGAAAAUAUGCAAUUUCUACCACUGCCAUGUAAUGUUACCUUGUUAUUGCACUCCUUAUAAUUCUGCUAAAUGCACACUGCCAUGUGAUCCUCAUUUUUGAUUAUAAUUUUUUUAGUAGAAAAUGCCAAACCAGUUGAAGUAUGCGAGCAAACACACAUUGCAUUAUAAUCGGUGUUAACCACAAGCAUUGACAAGAAGUACCCGUGGUGCCUUGAUUUAAGUUUGAAGAUUCUACGCACGCCCGUCUGAACUUGUCUGAAUAAACACUGCUUGCAAAUAA